GCCUCAAAUUCAACAUGGCGUCGGACAGCUCUAUAACCUGAAACAUUGAUUUGUAAAUGCCAUUAACCUUUCAUUUACGGCACUAUCAUCAAUAUGGUUGAACCAAACGAAGCUUACGUUAACACUCUUCUCAAUAUGGGAUUUGUUGACAGCGCACAGAUUCGCAAAGCGCUCAGUUUGGCCAAGAAUGAUUUGAAUGAUGCUGUUGCGUUGUUAACAGGGGAGGAAACUCGUACAAGUUUUUAUUUCGAAGACCCGGAAGUUAAAGACACGGAAACACAACACGGCUUAGAUGACGGAGGAAUGGAUAUCCCUCCUCUUGUAGACUCCAGAGAUAACGACGAAAGCGAAUUUUUUGACGCCAGUGGCGAGCCUCCACCAUCUUACGAUGAGGCUAUGAAUCCUGCGGGAAUGUCUCUAAACGGAGCUAGUCACGGCAAAGACGAAACUGAAAAUAUGGACAUACCUCUGGAAUUUCCUACUACAAACCUUUGCGAGUUAGAGGACAGAGUUUUUAUAGAUAAUUGGUCUAUUCCUUACAAGAGAGAGGAGUCUUUGGGAAAGUGUUUACUAAGUUCUGCGAGAUUUGCUCAGGAAGGUGAGAGGAAGUGGGAUGGGCCAAAAAUGAAAUACCGUACACUGUCAGUUUAUUUUCAUUUUGUUUUCAAAAACUUUUUGUUUGGGUAAUCGCAAUAGCCUUAAAAUAUUCAUGCGGAGUAUCUUAUUUCAUCAGACUUGCAUUCAGAAUACUCAAAAAGUUAAUUUUGAUAAAUACAUUCUGGUGUUUGUUGGAGAGAGAAUUUUAAACUUGAUACAUUUUGAAACAAAUCAAUCAUUCAAGGUGAAAUAAAAACAUCAAGUUGAUUUGGCACAAGCCAUGCAUGUAAGUGUGGUGGCAACUGCAGAUUUUGAAAAGAUUUUAUUGAAAUGAUUCUUAUCGGAAUGAUACUUAAGGCUGUAAUCACAUCAACUGUAAAUCAAAGUGAUAAUUUGCUUAUGUUUUGGUGACGACAAGUUACUUUGGGGAUAGGUAAAAUUAUGUUGAUUGAUUGAGCUAAAAUUUGCACAUCAUCUAGAUGCCUUACUGAGACAGAGAUUUGAGUUUUGGGUGAAUAAGGAUAAGACCUUUUUUUAUUUACUAAGACUUGAAUUACCGUCUUUUCGAGGAAGCUGGACUUACAGUCAGUAAUUAUCAUUGCUUGUGAUUUUGGUAACUCUGUAAAAUACUGAAAUAGUACAUGUAUCGGUACCAGGCAAUUGCAAUUAAAGAACUGAGUUGUGAAGAAGUUCAAGUCAUGUAGACACACCACAUGAUUUUGCCCAUAGACUUUAAAGUUAGAACUACAUUAUGCAGAAUUUUCAUUAAGAAUUCUAGUCACAGGAGAAAGUCGUAACGUUUACAGGAGAAUUUUCUGAGAGAGGCUCCAUGUCGGAAUAAAAAAUAGUCAUAGGCUACCGAAUGUUAGCCUGAGGAAUAUGCAUAGUAAGCGGAGAAUUCUCCGACCUCCAAUGCCCAAUGAACACCCUGAUUAUGUCAAUUGCAAAAUAAUGAUUACAAAUCUUUUGCAAAUCUCUAGGAUGCUAUGGAUAGAUUGAACUAACCUACAUGAACUGUAUGUUCCUCAGGUCUUGCAGAUGCAGAUGAAAACUGUAAAAGAUUUAUGGACCGAGCACUACCUGAGUGCUUUAAGAAGGUGUGUGUUUACCACUUCCACAUUGCCAGCUAUAUAAUACACCUUGUUUACCCCCAAAGAUUUCGCAUAGGCUUUGUUUUCUUUUUCUCUGGGGAUGACUGUUAACCCAGGGGAAAUUGUAAACAACUGUUAUGCAAAAUUUUUGGGAGUGUUGGUGUCAUGAAUUGUUUUUUAUUUUUUACCAUAGUUAUUGACAACACAAGCAGUCCACAGAUGGGGUUCAGAAAUCCAUGAAGGAAUUUAUGACAUGCUUCAUCUGCUUCUGGAGUUGAUUGCUUCUAGGCUCAAGUAUAAACCUGUACCAUUUGGAUUACUGGAAUUGUUGACACAGGUACCUGAUCAAUAGUGCACUUUGUAUAGUAAGCAAGAUGCUACAAGAAUUAGUUAAUGACCUGCAGUAGAACAUCCAGCUAGUAACUUCUUUUCAAAACUAAUGCCAGAAGAUUCUUGUUGUUCAUCAGCUCUCUACAUCUGCGAUCUUUUGUAACUGAAACCAUUUUUUGGCCAACGGUUUAAAAUUUUUCAUUUUAUUUAAUCUUCUCAAUUUAAUUGGGCAAAUGAAGAUUGAAAGAAACAUCAAGAUUUCAAGAGUUUAGCUAUACUGUAGAACAGUGAUCUAUUUUGACAUGCUGCUUGCUAUCAUUGUUAGGCUUUCAAUCCAGAAACAGAGUUCCAGUUCAAGAACAGGUCAAAACCGUGGGAUAAGAAAUACUUUGAAGGAGUGUUUGGAGCUGAUGAUUGUUAUGCUGUUUGCCCACCGACCUCUGUGUAUUACACAAGCCCAUCUUACAAGGUAAGCUACUAAAACCCAGUCAGCAGUAAAGCAAUUCUUUAUUGUUUUUCUUUACUUCCAAAGAUCCUUCAUUCUUAGGAACCCAAGCCGAGUAGCUACAUGUACAUGUAAUGAGGUAGAAGUUGAAAAUGCUUGGGCCUUUAUGUAAGCAGACGGUUAAUCUGGGGACAGAUGCCAAAACUCUUUAUUGCAGUUAACUGAGAUUAAAAUAUAGUUCUUCUAUAUAUUAUUUAAAGCACCAAAAAAUAGUAUAAUAAACAUGCAUCUUUAAAUAAAGUUUAAUUAAUUUUGACCUGUAACAGUUAUCCCUUUCAAUAUUCUGGCCAGUAAUAUUGAAACUAAAAAAUUGGCCAAGUUUGAGCAGAUAUAGUUACAUGUAACACAUAGUGAAAAGUUUAGUAUGUAAACUUCUACUUUCCAGACCCUUAUUCUUGGUAAUAAAUAAUUUAAGGCAAUAAUGAAAAGUGAUUUAUUGUUGUUUUCUUUGUCUUGUUGCAGGAUCCAUAUGGCUGGUUGGUAAACUUGAUCAACAAGGUAAACCGGUACCAUGCUUCAUUCUGUGCCGUAUUUUUCCAAUACCUAUGGAAAGACAAAAGAAAAAGAAACUCAGCCGUACUUAACACUAAAAUAUAAUUUUUUUGUUUGUGAUAGUUUGCAGAGCUUGGGGGAUUUGAGGAGAUCAAGAAACAGAUUGAGACGGCAGAAAGAGUGGAUGCUCCAGUAAGAAUGUUCAACAAGUUAAUACCGCAGUAAAUUUAGUUUGGGCAUUAAUUACACUUAAGGCCCUGCAAGCAACAAUGCAGCAGUAAAUUGUCAUAGAAAAAAGACUUUAAGCAGGCAAUAAGUGUGUGUUGUUUUAAUUUUUCUUUGCUUUUAGAGUUCUCAAAGUUUUGUUUUAUCUUUAUUUCAGAUGUUGGCUGCACUCUUGAAGCCCCUGGGAAUUUGUGCCAGUUAUCUGAAUGCAAAAGUGCUGCCAGUAAGUGACAACAAUAAUUUGCUUUGUCGUGCUAAGAAAGGUUAUUGUUGCUGAAUCCUUUUAAUCUCCUUUUAGUAUUCUUAUUUCAUGAAACAUGGUGGCUAGUCUAAAAGGGGAUGAUAAAAUACUGCUGCAUCUUUAGCAUGGAUAUUUUACUGGUUGAUUAUAACUACCAGCAGAUGUUUCGCUGCCGUGUGAUUUUUUUCUUGAUGUACUUUGUACCUGUAUGCAGUCAUGAUGUUUGUUUUUUCAUUACAGAAAGUCUUCAGUGAUGUUUUUGAAAAAACACUAGGAUACAUCCAAGAACUGACAAAUGAAGACAUGAAGCAAAAGGUAUUAUUGCAGUGUCUGAUAUUGGCUCUUAGUAUAAUAUGUGUUACUGGUCAAAUGUGGUUUCAGGUUAAAAUAAUAUUUUUUGAGACCAAUUUUCUUCUCAAUGUCCUUUGACCCCUAGGAAUAGGAGACAAGGGUAAUUGAGAAUCAACUUACUAGGUUAAGUCAAAAUUUAUCUGAAAUCAAAUUUGACCCAUAACACAUGCAAAUUUUGGAAUUUUAAACUGAUAUUUUUUCUUGUGUCAUAUUUACAGCAGAUUGGUCACAACUCAUGGUACCCAAAUCAUUAUUAUACUUAAAUUGAUUAUCAUAUGUUUAUGUAAUUACAGGCUGUUGGAGAUGUGUUUGAUUUGUUAACAACUCUUAAACUGUUGUGCAUGAGACUUUGGCAGAACAUGGUGUCAGGUGUCGAUGAUCUGAGGCUGGAGGUGGCUUUGAAGAUGCUCAAAAGUCCACAUUUCAAUGCCAAGAUGAAUUCGCUCAAAGAGGUGACUGCCGUGCACUGCAGACAUACUUUGUUUUUUUUCUUUUUAAACUGUUGUGGCGUGUCCUGAAACAAAACUUAACAAACGUAAUUGCUAAAUUUCAUUUUGUAAGAGUACAGCUGAAGACGUUUAAUCUGAAUCACACUGUGGUUUGAUUUCAUCCACAAACUGCAAAGUUAGAUCAGCUCACGUUGUGCCUUUAUCUACCAUUUUCUUAUUUACUAGGUUAAGUUACACAUUAAACUUCUACAAAUUAUUUUAACUAUAAUCAAUUUAUUUUUGUUCAAAUAUCAGGUGUGUAAGUUGAUUGAUGAUUCUGAAAAGAGUAAGAACCCUAAAGUGAACAUUUCGCAGGAUGUUAUCACUGAGUGGCUGCUUCAAAACAAAGUUCUCUCUAUCGCAUUUGAAAGUAAGUUUACCAUUUAGCUAAACUUCUCUACCCUUGUACAUCUGUGCAAGGGCAGUUUAUUAGGGUAAUAGCAGGUAAAGUUUUAAUGUCAGGAACUGCACAGAGUCCUUGAGGAGCAUGGAUUAGCACAUAGUGUGAAGCGAUCUGUGCAGGAGGAUUCGAGUUUCAUUCUUAGUUGUCACCUCAAAUCUUUGUUUCAACUUCUUUCCUUUCCAUGAUGUACUUUAAGUACCUCUAAAUUCAUGGUAAACGGAGCACUGAUAAAGAGAUGGGUGUAAAAAAGGAGCACACUGUUAACCUCAGGUUCCUCAGUCUAAUGUGUACUGUUAUGAGUUAUCAACAUGAAAUAAGAACCUUUGUCUUUAAGGGUGUGGUCGCCCAAUCUCCCAAGCAAGGGGGCUAGUGAUACAAGUGCUUAACAGCAUAGUGAGCUACUACUACACUCUCCAAUGGUCUGUAGUGUGUGAUUCCACUGCAAGCUUUAUUUUAUCAGAUUGUUGCUUUUGUAUUAUAGGAUACAAGAGUGUUGUAUUCCACUUACAUUGUAGGUCACAACCUUUGUUGGCCAAUUUUGGUGCUCUUCAAAAAUAUUGUUUCUCCACUAGCCUCUUUCUUCCACUUUUUUCACUGCUUAUUUAGCAUGACAGGUUCUAGAAAAAUUUUUCAGGGAUCAUGGCUGGGUCAUGGGGAUUUCCAGCCAUGGGAACUGGGUGAUUUCCUGUGUAAGUGCAUAGAUUAACGUCUUCCUUAUGAAUAUUGCAAACGUUUUGCUUAAGAUUCCAUACCUUUCUUGCAGGCAAUCUUCAUCAAUCUCAGUACUGUGAUCGAAUCAAAGUACUUGUAGAGUUCCUUGGUACCAAGCUCUCUUUGGAUGAGUUAACCACCAUAUGGAAAAUGCAGGUAUUUAUGCAUCAACUAGCCAUGUUCUUUGAGAGCUCAGGUUCAUAAAACAGACCCUAAGCUCAAAAUCAACCAUACAUGUGCAGCAUCUGUAACCUUCUUUAGUCUCAUGAACUGGUCAAAUACACUAAUGCCAACAAUUUUGUUACACCUGUUGGUUAUAGCAAUACAUUCAGCCAGCAUCGAGUGCAUGAAUAUCAUAACAUUAAGAGUUCAAGAGCAAGUUGCCAACAGUCAUAAGUGCUGUUAUUUUCAAGUAAUGAAACAAAAUAAAGGAAACAUAUUUAAUUUAUUUCUCUUAAAACUCACUGAAAAACUCCUUGCAUAAUUUUUUUGUUACAAAAUUAAGUGAUCAAUGUGAUGAAUUUGUAAAGGUUGGAAAGCACCACACUGAGGUAGACAACAUACACAAUAUCCUGGCUACAGCGGCAGUGAGAUUUAACUCUAACCAGCUGGAUCAUCUCUUUGUCCUAAUACAACAGGUUUGUUUCCUCAGUAGUAACUAUUUAUUAUUUCAUGUUGUUGAUAGCUGAGCCUCUUAUACAAUGAACUGAGAAGUUGUAUGCAGGGAUGCAUUUGUGACAUAUGUACAUGUACAUGUAAAAUCAGAAAAUGAGUGAAAUCUGUGGGUGAAAUACUGCAGCCAGCAAAAUACAUGUAGGUUGCUUGGUGUAAAGAAUAGCUUCCCAAAAAACCUGUCAGUUGAAGUAAUGUCAACUGACUAAUGUCCUACCGUCCAGGCGCAGUGAACAGACAAUUGGCCAACCAUUUGGCUGGCAAGUGGCAAAAUUGCUGGCAGCCAUCUUGUUGUCAUGAUAUUGUAGUCCACUAUUGCAAAUUGACAGACUAGUUUAUCUUGUUUUUUGUUAGACUCCAAAUCAUUAUUUUAGUCAUUAGAGACAAAGGAAAAGAAAACUCAAACCAUGUUUUCACACGUAAUUAAGAGCUUAACGGUCUGGAAAUUUGUAUUUUAUUGCAGAGCUGGGGAUCUGAGAGCGAUCGUAUGAAGGAAAAACUUCUCAUUCUCAUUGGACGAAUAGGAAAAGAAGCUAGAGUGGGAAAGAUCACAACUAAGGUACAGAGUAAUUGUAUUAUUGUAUAGCAUUUUCCCUAUCCAUUCUGUAUGUUUUAUUAUUAUUUCGUUGAAUUGUAGUAUUCAGGUUAAAAUAGUGCAUUGCUGGUGUGCCUGUGGCUUUUUUAGACCAAGCUGCUAAGUAAGAUGGCUGACAAUGGACUUCAAUUUGACUGUUGUGAUGAAGGUCAAUGAAGGUUUUAUCUGCUAGCCCUUGGAAAGCUCAUGAAAAUGCCUAAAUUGUACACUGUACCGUAACUGUGUCAGAACUUUUUGUAGCUUCUUCUUUAUUGUUCAGGGAGACAUGAUAAUUAUUCUUUUAUUUAUCUGUCUGUAUCUGACAGUAAAUUUUCAUUACUAGGGAGCUUAAGCAACAACAAUGGUGACGUCAACGAGAACGGCAAAAAAGAAAUUGGUUUAGAUUGGCAAAACAACAACCUUGAAUGUGCUUCACCCUUUUUUGUACAUUUCUUUGCUGUCACUGCACAACUACGACAUGAAAAUGCCCAAUUUCACGAUUUGGCAGGGAUGGGAACACAAGACAACAGCUUUCCUUUUCUUUUCCUGAACUCUGAUACAGGCCAGUAUUUGACGAAUUAAACGAGAUGGAAUAAGCAGGAUAACGUCUGAGGCAGUGGAAAUUCACUUUUUAAGUGACGUUUUUGUAGCUGUCACCGUCGUUGUUGCUUAAACCCUUUUAUAUAAUUAUUCCCUCUUCUAAUCCCUUAACCCUUCAAGCCUCAAUAUUCAUACCAAUCUUCCACACUGAUCUCUAGGCAUUUCUUUAAUUUCUUUAAACAUCAGUCGACAUUGGCUGUCUUUACACUAGCCUGAUAAGUAAGACUUGAGAGCUGCUAAGUUCUACUAAACCAAAAAUGCAUGUGUGAAGGCCUAAGUAAAAUCUCAAGUAACUUUACUUUGCAUCUCAUAAAAGUCAGAAAGUUGAAACGAUUCAAGAAAGUUUCAAGUGACUUGAAAACCAUCCUUAAAACCAACUUAGCGAACUUUGCGGUUUCUAAGCUUUGAGAAAGGUGAAGCAUGUCAAUCAAUCUUAAUUAUGUUGCAUGGGAAAAUAGGCUUAAGUAAACCUGAAGUAAAAUAGAUAGGUUGUGCAUGAAGCUUUCUUUUACUUGAAGAAUUUAAAAUUUACUUGUCUUGAAAUAAUUAUUUCUUAGCUUAUUAACGCUCUAUUGUAAAGAAUACCAUUUUCUCUUACGGUGAUCAUUCUGUCAAUUCUCACAACCUUUUCUCUUGAAAUAUAUGUAUUGAUGUUAUUAAGAGAAAAGUGACGUUGGUUUCUCCUAAAGGGUUGAAAAUUUAAAGGUUAAAAGCUGUAAGAUUUCUUACUUGUUUCAGGUCCUUGAUCUUCUUUGGAGUCUGUCACAUCUGCCAUCACUAACAACAGAGAUGGUUGAUCAAGCGCUCAAGUCUCACAUUGAAAUCCUGAGUGAUUCCUACUCGGUCAAGGAGCAGAUCAAGAAGAACUACGCCAUCAAAUGUGUAGAGGACAUGAAAAAGGGAGUGUUGAUUGUUCCAGCUAUACGUCAACUUUUGAAGAUUACCAGAGGAAUGGUGAAGCAACAGUUCAACAAAAAUGACAAGGUUGUCUUGAGUGUGUAACAUAAAAAGUUAAUAACCCAUAGAGAUCCAAAGACUGAGUGUUUCUCACCAUAGGCUUUACAUGCUCUAUUUGCACUUCAGAAUGCUGGGCACUUUGGUUUUAAACAUACUCUUUCUGAAAUAUGAUAUUUAUGGCUUAACUGUUUUUUGAUCAGGUGAAAAUAAUAAUAACAUUAUAUCAAAUUACUUUGAAACAACUCUCUCCUUGUUUCGUUGUCUGUCAGUGUGAAUCUCUUGCAAGUAUUAAGGAAAUUUGUCACAUCAUCUUCUUCAUAAAAUUUUGAUGUCCUACAAAAUUAUCCUGCUAGAAGAGUAUUUUUUCUGCAUAGUUGGUUUGUUGAAAUCUGUGUGAACAAACCAGCUGUGCAGAAUAUCAAUGGCACAAAGUAAUAAUAUUAUUGAUACAUGCUAAAAGCCUUGCAAGUAAAAAGCACUAUACUAUCUGAGUAUAUAAUUUUGAUUGGUUUAUGUUUUGGUUAGGGUAACCUUCAAGAACUUCACAAGAGCCAUGAUAUCAUCAAACUGACUGUCACCAGCCUGGUGAACUGCCAUCAGCAGGCUGUCGCAGCUGCUGCACCAGGUUCACUGGAAGAGGACACCCUUGUGGAUGGACGUUACACCCACAAGGAGUUUAUCAGCAUACAUUUACGAUUCUUGGCCUAUGUUCUGGAACAGGGUCGUUUCUACCUUCAUUGGCACAGAGCUCGAGAUAUUUGGGACUGCCUUGUUGCUAAUGCUGAUGCUUGUGAGUUUGAUCGCGAGGUUAGUUGAUCUUGAAUUUUUCAGCUCCAACUUUCAAUGUGUAGACGUGUAACAUGAUUCUGACUUUUUGACCAUGAAACCUCUUCAGAAGUACUUUCACAUGGUGCUAUUUGUUUCUCAUAAUAAUUUCUACAGGAGUAUGUUGCCCCAGGGAUACAAUAGUAUUAGCUAUUCUCCAGGAAUAGGUUCCCUGGGGAAAUAAAUCCCCCUGAUUAAAGUUUUUUUUUUAGACUGGGAAAUAGAUUUGUAUUUAUAUAAUUUAUACCCUUUUGGUGCUGUUCUUUCAGACAUGUUUUGACUGGUUUUACAAAGGACAAGAUGACUUGGACUCAGAGACUCAAUCUCAGAUGUUCACAAGUAAAGUUCUCAAACUGGAACCCAACAGGCUCACCAUGAAAGGUACCUUAACAAAAGGAGAGGUUUCUUUUACAGGUCACAUUCCACAGGUCACGAUUACAGGUCACUGUUUUAUUGAUAGUUAAGUACCCUUCAAUCAAGAACAGCAGUUUGGACAAGGAUUAGGGCUAGGAGACACUUCUGGUCUUGCUUAUUUAUCUGAAGCACAGUGACCUUUUUUUCUUAUUUCAUGCAGGUUUUAAUUGCUUCAAAAAAUUUCUGGAGAAAGUCAACACCAAUGAUCAUCGUAUGAAGGAGACCGGGAGUACGUACACUGUAGACAAGAAUGCUUACACAAUAGAGAAAAUGGAGCUUGUUGGACUUGAUUACCUGUGGAGAGUGGUGCUUGAAGUUCCUUCUGAGGAAAUAGCAAUGUUGGCUGUCAAGAAAUUAAUGGAACUAAGUUACACUUGUCUUUCUCCGAAACUUAAGAAGGUGGGUUGAUUCAUGCAGAGAACUUCCUGGUAGUAGUGAUCAGUGGCUAUCUGUUAAACUCUGUUGUGCUGUUUUUCAUUCAGGAUCCUGUGAACAUCCACAAGAAGUUCAUUCUGGAGUGCUACAAACGUCUUGAGGUAUGCAAAGCAUAAAGUGAACCAUCUUAUACUAUCUUACAGAGAGACAAGAAGGCCAACUGUUAGCGCGUUAUACCAUUGUUUUUCUUUUUAGCACGUUGUGUUAAUUUUUCAAUUGUUUCUACCCCGGCUUAUUCCCACAUGAGCGUGCAGGGCCAUAAAGGGCCAAGCCAGUAGAUUUUUCAUUUUGCAUACUGUUACUGUUGUGUAAUUUUAAUGGACGCCCUGAAAUUACACCAAUAAGGUUUGUAAAUGACUUUCCUGGCAUAUGACUUUGCUUUUCUUUGCUGCUAGCCAUAGGGUUAACUGCAUUUGUUGUACUUUCAGAACUCAUUCUUUGCAAUGUGUAUUUCCCGCUGAAACAAAUUGUCUUACGGCAAAAUUGUUAUAAAGGGUUUAAAAUUCAAGUAGCCUACGUCAGUUUGUUAGCAGCUACACCAGACCCACUAAUCAACUGUGCUUAAUAUACAUCCUUGGUCCUUUGCAGAGCAUGAUGUGUGGCCUGGGAAACUCCUCUAUAUCACAAGCAGCCUGUACUGCAGCUACAGCAGCAACUGCUGUACUCACACCUGAUGUGAUAAUCACACCUGUUCCAGCUAGGUAUGACAUCAAAUAGCCUGAUAUUUUUUUAGAGUGAAGGGAGAAAUUUCAAGGAUGCACUUGCCCACGUGUGCAAGAGGAGAAAAGGAGAAGAGGCCUCCCCUCUCACACUCCAUAACCCUGCCAUUUGGACCAGACCUCAAAUCCCACACAGAAAGUAAUCUUUGCCCUUUCAAAGACAGUCGAACUUCCACUAACGGCCACCUCUCUACAACGGCCACCACUUUCCUCUGUCCCCAAGGUGGCCAUUGUAGAGGGGUUCAAUUGUAAAUUGUUGAUGAGCAUUAUCCUUUUAUUGUAGGGCAAAUGUCAUGCUGAGUAUUGAACGACUUUUAGUGCUGGUGGAACAGUACAUCAUUACUGUCGAGGUAUGCUUUUUUCUGGAACCAAACCUAUGAAAUCACCUAUAAAGGCUUUUCUGGAAUUAACGACCUCUGAAUGCAAGUGUCAAGUGUAUGAGGGUAGGGGUGUGGGAAUCAUACACCCUUCCUCACUCCCCCCCCCCCUUUGCGUUUUAGUUAUUUCCUCCUAUUUGUAUGAAGAAAAAAAGUGGCUUUGAGAAGUCUACUGUUGUAACACCCUCUGUUGCUUUUUACAAUUUUAAAAUUGAGUUUUAUUUUCUUCAGGAUCUCCAUGCGGGUCCCCGUACACUUUUACCGCAUGGUGCUUCAUUUCAUGGUUAUCCUAUCACAAUCAAUGUGUCUUCUGAUCUGCCACGGCAGGAGUUUACUUUACAGGUAUGUGUUAGGCUUCUUCGCUGAUACUUUGCUAGUGUUAAAGAUAAAAUACACUGUCCAAAAUUAUUUCAUGCUGAGAAUAAAUCAAUGUUAUGCUGUUUAUAUAUUUCAGUGUCACUCCAAUGAAAGUCUCAAAUCUAUUCGCCACAGAGUAGCAAACCGACUAAACACCAAUCAUGAGCAGAUUCAGUUAUCAACUAGUGAAAAGCUGGUAUGUAAUAAUAGCCUUUGCUGUUUGACCUAAAUAGCAAUCAAUAUCACUGUGCACAGCUGUGUCACAGUCACACAGUUUGACUAUUAUUAAAUUUGUUUGUCACUGUCAGUCUAUGGUUAAAAACGCAUAACCAUCAUGCCUUCAAACAUACUGUUGCUAAAGAAACAUUGUUAAACUGCCCAUGGAUCUGAGCUUUUUCAAAAGCCCGCCCAGUUACUUCAAAGAGAAAGGAUAGACCUCUAAACAUUAAUGCUGGGUUCAAGCCUGAAAAGAGACUAUCCUUUUAAUUUAUUUUAUUUUAUUUUUGUCGUUUUUUUCUCUUUUUUUUAAUCUUAAUGAAAGGAAAAGGCUGGAACACUGAAGGGAUGUGCAUUUUUUAGUUCUAAAACAAAGUUGUUUAACAUCUCUAUAAUGCUAAUAUAGCCACAUGCCAGUUUUUUGUUGUCUCUUUGGAUAGGGGUCAGGAAUGUUUCUUGAAAUCUAUGCUACAUGCAUUUUUAGCACAUGGCCUAUGUUCUUUUCUCUCCAUUCCCCUUACAACAUUUGAGGCAACACCCAACACAUGAUCUUCCCAAAAUAUGAUUUAACCCUUGAAGUCCCAACAUCAAUUUUGUCCGAACAAUAUCCAUAUGUUACCAAGAGAAAUGGUUAUGAGAGUUAAUAAAAUGAUCACUAAAGAGAAAAUGCUUUGAUCUGUCAACAAACUCUCUCAACUAAUUCUUUAAAGAAAUGUAUGAAGAUUAGUAUGGAGAGUUUAUAUGUGGAUAUUGGGGCUUAAAGGGUUAACAAAGCAAGAGUUAUUGGCCCAAAAACUUUAAUAGUGUGUUGGGCUUUCAACGCUCUUGCCUUGAGCAGUUUGGCUGAAGCUCUUCUUAUUUUUCAAUUGUAGCUUCUACCCUCUAAAGAUCAAAAGCUGCUCUAUCAGCUUGAAUUUGAAGAUGAACAGUUGCUGUUCGCCAAAGUGUCUGUAUCUGGUGUGACAACAGUCCCUACCAAGGAAGAGGCAGAGGUAUACUUGUCGAUUACCCUCUACCCAGAGGAGGGAAGGGGAGGGGAGGGAAGGGGAGGGGGUAAAUGCCAUUCUCAUCCCCACCCCCUCUUGUUAGCCAAAGGUGAUUUGUGACUUGUAUGUCGAAAAAAAUGAAAAGUAGGACAGGCCAAAUAUCACCACACAUCUGUUAAAAUCAAUUACUUUGCAUAUCAAAGAAAGCAAAAAGUCUUUAUUAUUACGAAUUAAUCAAACCCAGGCAAAUGAAAUCAUCUAGCCUCUGUAGCAGGUGCUUUGAAGUAUUUGAUUUUCUAUGUCUCCCUCGCGUGCCCAGGUCUUUCUUGCGCCCAUUACUUUAGAGCUAAUGAAAUCUUGCCUACCACCUCUCUUGUACAACACCAGAAGUUUAUGAUUUUUCCCCUACAUCCUAGCAUUAAAAUAAAUUACCUCAUUUGUGGUUCAUCAGUUGAAAACAUUCUCUAAAUCAUAGUUUCUUCACUCCACUGUUUCUAGAGCCAAGAGGCCAUGAGAAUUGAUGAGGUAUGGAUUUUUCCAGGGUGACAUCUUUGUCUGUGCUCCUUUGUAGCGUGCCUUAUUUUUUGUUAAAAUUAACUAGUCUUUUGUUCUUAUUUACUCUACAGUCCAGUGCCAGUGGCUCCAAUCGUCAAAGCUAUGCUCUGGAGCAGGUUAGAAAGUUUUGAAAGUGUGUUCCCUUGUUUCGCGUUUGGACAGAACCGAAAACAAAUGCUGUGAUAAACCAGUUGAAACCAAACUUUUUUCAGUUGAUUCAGUUUGGUAUUUCCAGUAGACGACUUUUUCAAUCUUUGAUUGAAACGCUUUUGCAACCGGGUAUAGUUGUUGCUGGACUGCCUCUCAAUGAAUUUACUAUUACAUUGAACGCAGUUUUUUUUGGAAACGGUUUGAAAAGUAUUUGUGAGGAUUUCAGACCCUCUCAAACUGGGUUUGAGGGGUGCCUCAGCCCUCCUCCCUGCUUAAGGCUCAAUUAGCAGCCGCUGUUUGGGAAAUGAGCCCGCAUUCCUUCUAAAAAAGACGAAGAGGACCCGCGAGAGCGACCAAAAUCGAGCCCAGUUUUCUCAACAAAAUUAAUGAUAAUUUAAAAUGCCAGAAACUGAAUUUCUCUUGUUUUGUUUUGUUUGUUUGUUUGUUUGUUUUAUCAGGAGCGUAUGAUGCCUGGUGUUAUCAUGGCGACGGAGUGUAAGGCAUUUGAUAAGCUGUAUCAGCUGACUGAUCUUGAAGAACCAACCAUCACAGUCCGUGUGCAGAGGCUGUUAAUGCUGCUACCUACUGAUCCUGAUGUUCAGGAGGCUCUGGAGUCUAUCAGCCAGCAGGUGACAAAAUUGUGAUCUUUUUUCUGAGAUAAAUUGACGUUAUUAAAAGUCAGGAAAGCAAAGAGCGCCCAUCAAUCAUUUAGAGCUCAGUCAAUGUGGUCUUUGAUGUUCUUUCCUCAUUUUUACGUCGUCGGUGAUCUAUAAUAACGUCUGCAUGGGAGGCUAUGAUCUAUAACUGAAGAGGCACACAAGAAAUAUAAUCCAUUUGUUAUACAAUGCGUAAUAUGUAAUGUUAUGGAGUCUAAGCAAAGACGUUUUUGAGCUACGCGCAUCGGUAACUAAUCAUUUCGCCCCGAUUUCUUAGCCUCCUGUUUUCCAGUCAUUUAGCGCGCUUCAAAUGUAAUGUUCCUCGUUCUAUAACCGUAAAGCAAAACAAGUGCGCUUCAAAUGUAAUAUUCCUCACUCUUUACAGGGGCACCCAACGACAAUUUUCGGAAAAAUAUCUGUUCGGAAGACGAUUUGAGAUCUAGAAUUUUCGGAACAUUUGUUGUAAAAUUUCUUGCUUGCCUGCCUCUCCUAGGAUUUUCGAACAUCUAAAAAAUGGUAAAAUUGCCCAUUUUCAACGGAUUUUUACCCUAAAAAGGUCACCUAGAAUUUUCGGGAGCCUUUUUUCUGGCUGAAAUUUUCGAACAGGUAAGUUUUGAUCCCUAUAGUUUUCGGAUCAUUAGACUUUCAGCUAGGAAAUCCGAACAGAUGAAAAAUUUAUAGGGGAUGAAAAUAUGUCUAUAUCCACCGUUUAAAUACUAAAACACGUUUAACAAUGCUAUGUUUAAGUGGUUUUGAACUAUAUUCUCGUUGGGUGCCCCUGUCUUUAAGCCAUAAACCAAAACAAGCAAGCCUCAAAUAUAAUAUUGCUCGUUCUAAAAUAGGGGGCUAAGUAACCGGGGCGAAAUGGCCGUAAGGCCGCAUGUCAUCAAUCGAAGUGAGGCCUUUUCUCUUUUAAUAAGUCUUGACGCUGCCAAAUUUGUAUUGCUGUGUCUACGCGCAUAGAGACAAUUUGCCUAAAAAUUUGGGCAAAACCACUGCCAAAGAAUGUGAAAAUUCCACUUCCGGUUGAUGUGUCUUUGCUUACUCCCUAUUAUAACAGUAUUCACUCGGUGAAUCGGGAAUAAUCUUAAAAACGUUUCAAAACUGAGCGCCAUCUUAGGCAAAAGUCAAGUGUCUGUAAUGAGUGCUCUAAUAGGCCACAGGCUAAGAGUGUUUAAAAUGGUUAUGGUAUGUCGUAUAAACAGUAGUACAUAGAGGAAGUAUGGACACAUAAACUUUCAGUUCUUAUAAAGAGGCAUUGCGAUUUGUUCACAAGCUGUGAAGUAGACUAGCGAUCUUGCUACCUGUGCUGUACAUGUGUGCAUUCUGAUUUGUCUUUUUCUUGAACAGUAUACCAUCAGUUGCUCUCCUGGAAAUAUUGAUGACCGAAUGCAAUCCACAGCUAACCUGCAAAACAUGUUUAAAUGUGUCACACCUGGGAUGUCUCCAUUCAGAAUACUGUAUAACCUGGAGGUAUUGCUUACGUGUAUUAUAAUCAGAGAUGAAAUUAACGUAAUCAAGUUAGUGUCUCUUAAGUAAGUACUGCAGACAUGGAAAAGCUAGGGACAAUCGUAUCUCCAGACCGCCUUGUAUUGUUUCUGAACUUUUAAUAGUCAAGAUAAAAAUUAGCCAUCUUGCUGACUAAAAUAAAUAUAAUGCAAGUUGUUACAGUUUCUUUUAUUUUUCACAUCCUUUGAUGAGCGUCACAACACUCAAUAAUUGUUUUCCAGGUGUUAAGUAGUAAGCUGAUGCCAACACUAAACAGAGAUGGUGGAGCAAAUGCAAGGAUGUUCAAGGAGAACUUUUUAGCAGCCGGAGGGCUCAGGUAACUGUCAGUUCUGUGGCCAUGCAAAGGCUUUGUUAUUAGAGAGUUUUAGAUCCGAGUUUACCGCGAACCUCUAACCGCUGGAGGUCACGUGACAAGUCUUUCGCGUCACGUUUGAGGUUUACAACGUGCGUUUUCAACGUGGGGAGCUGGGUUUUCACGUAUUUCAUUUACCUGAAAGCUUUUAGCGUAUAAUUAUUGUUUCAUCCCACGUAAUGAUACAAAAAUCUUGUGGAGCAAGUCUUAAUACAUUAACAGAGGCACAAAUUCGGGCGAAAUGCUAAAUUUGAUAAAUCCUAUUGGAUCUUGAAAACAAGUGCCAUUCAUGGCUGCUGAUUCAAAAUGGCGGCCGUAAAAUUGCAAGAAGAACUAAUGUAAGAAUUUACAGCUCUUUGCUGCUAGAUAACCCAGUGUUGCCGUAAAUUUCUUUUGUUUUCACUGAUUAAUUUUUCUUCUAUUUCUAAAUGGAAUAAUAAACCAGAAUCCACUUGUUUAAUCCACCGCCAAUCUAAAUCGAAUUAUGUUUGAACGUCGAACCGCAAACGGGUAACCGCAAACCGCGGUUAGAGGUUCGCGGUAAACUCGGAUCUAAAACUCUCUAUUAUUAUUCACGCAGUCUUGAAAAGUUUUUAAGUUCCUCAAUGGUUUCUCAAAAAAGUUCUUGACUUCCUCUCUGAGAUCUUAACACUUUGUUAAAUUCCUCGAAGUGUUUUCAUAAAGUUGUCAAAAAAAGUCCUUCCAUUCCUCUGAAAGUAGGACCCAUCUUACUUCUCUUACUUUCAGAGUGCGAAAAGGUUAUAUUUUAUAUCAAAUAUUGUGCAUUGUACUUAUUCACUGGCUUGUUCUCUAAAUGUUGAUCCCAAUAGCAUUGUUGUCAACAUAUUGCAAAAAGAUAUGUUUCCUCAAGACGUAGACACAGAAAUUCGCCGAGGCUGUUAUGCAAUCUGUCUACAACUAGCAAGGUUUGUAGUCCAGUAUUUUAUUUUUCAAAAAAAGUCAUUGAUUUACAGCAAGUUUACAGGUUAAUUUGUUCCUCUACAAGACAAUUUAAACGUACUUUUUAACGAUUACUCAGUAGGGAGAAAUGGCUAACUCCUUGAUAACCAAUAAUUGUUGUUUAAUCGUAAACGGUUAUUUUUCUAAAGGUAAUCUUGACGUCUGACCGCACUUCAAUCAUCAGGAAGUCUUUGUUUUAAAAUUAGUAAAUGCAUUUUCCGUUUCUUGGAAAGUAGUCAUAAGGCCUCAGCACCACUUAGCUCAGAUGUUAGAGCUCGACUUGUGGGCUGGAAAUCGUGUGUUUUAACCCCGGCCGGACUGCUAACCAAAGUUGUGUUAAAAAAUAAACAUCUCACCAGCUGUGAUUAAGACCUUAGUUUAUCGCUGAGUUGAGCAGUGAAGUUAUGCUGUUGGCUUCGUCUCCUUCAACAUUCCUAAUCAAUUUAUAGGGAGGGUUAGCAAACCCCCUUGGACAGAGGUCCCAUAACAGUUGAAUGAAGAUAUGGAUUGACACGCGAUUCUGGCCCACAGUAAUAUGCAUAAGCUGUUAUGGUGUCGCUGCUAAGUUUGGCAAAGCCAUUAAAAUACGUUGAGUUUUGUGGCAUGGAGCAAAGUUCAAAGUAGCAUGUUCGGUUUGUCAUACUCUCCUUUCUAAUUGUCUUCAAGGUUCUUACUAUGUGGACAGUCGUCUGAAAACUCCUUCACAGCUCCUCCCACUUCACCCUACCGAGAAUCUGCAACUGCUGCUGCGUCACCCAUUGCUAUGGCAACGGGAACCAUGGACACUGACUUAAAUGACUCCCUGAACAACUCAGCUGUUGAAGCGAAAAGACCACGCUCGAGUAGCGUGAUCGAUGAUGUACAUCCUUCCGUCAGAGUAGCCAUAGAGGUGUGUACUUUACUAGAUAGUGGGGACGAGCACACUUUGGGCCUGUUUACAUGAAGGUGGGGUACCCCAGCGAGGUGAGGUAACCCUCGUAGGUGGGGUAAAAAAUAAUUCACCCUCCUUAAAACCUCACCUUACUGCUCAUUAGAUUUCAGUUGAAUUGUCACACCACCAAAUUUUGUCAUCGAGCUAACAAAUUAUCGGCUUUUACUGGAAUUAAAAGAGUUAACAGCAGUGUUUCUGUCCUCAGACAAUGGGUCGCGAUGACUUUGCGGAAACGAUUGCCUGUUUUAUGCGAGUGGCCUGGGCUGCAGCAGCUGGAAGAAUUAACCUUGCAGGAGGUAGACAGAGGCUAUCCAGUCAGAGCUCUGAUGAGGAGGCAGCUACUAUGGGGGGAGGGGCGGGUAGUGAUACAGAGUCGGUCAGGUCCUUCAGGUCGAGUGUCUCCAAUGGUAUUCCUUCUGAGGUCACAAGCAAGGUAUGUAUAAUAAAGACACAGGUAGAGAUACAGUCAGAAGCUUUUUGGGCGACUCGACCCUCGCUUGACAAGCUGACGAAAUAAUCACAAUGAUUUCGUUUCCACAUAAAAUGUAUCACCCGUCUCUCUCCAACACGCGUUUUAUAUAUUUAUGUCUUUUAAUUCAAAUUCGUCUUCAUUUUUCACCUGUGAUCUGGCCACUUUUGCUUUGAAUCGUAAGCACUUGCAAGCCAUUCAUUAAGACUGCAAAAUGACACAAAAUGUGGACAUUAUACAUCUUUUGUUCUGUUAUACCUUCUUCCUGGUUUAAGUAACUUUUUAUCUGAUUUUCUUACACCCUAACACUGUCCACGGCGUCUUUGCUGAGUUUUGCCAAUGGUACUACGGACUAGCCUUGGGUUACCUGUGCAGGUGCAGGUUCAGCAGAAAGUUAAAGUUUGUUUGUUGCCGUUUUUUUCGUUUUUCUUUGCUUCAGGAUGUCGUGAUAGUCGCUGAGGCCCUUCAACUACUUGUCCUUUGUCUACAGCUUAGAACUCAACUUAUGGGUAAGAAAAUUUUGUUUAUUUUUCGGGCGUAGUGCCCCGAAAGUUUGACCGGACACUUCGUUCACUCGGGACCGUUCAAUAUUUUCUCAUGUUCCUUUUUUUCAAUAGGAGUGUUUUAUUACCUUCCAAACGUCAAUGACUUCAUUGUGGAAAUCCUCAUAGGUUCCAUUAAUUCUCAGGUAAAUCAACUUGCAUGCCAAUGAUCUUUAGCUCACUUACUAGAGAGCUUUAGAUUCUGACACAAGGACGACUACGCGUACGAGAUUUCCCAAUAUUGAGUAUUUGCUCACGCGUGAACCAGCGUCAUUUUGGCGGGAAAACGUGAUAGCCCCCUACGAGUUUUAGCGAGAAUGUCGUAGUGGAGGGAACAAGUUAUCAAAUGAAAGAAGUUUUAUCCUUUUGCUAUCGGGAGACGGCUUAACCUCCUUCAGUAUAAAUAACCGUACUAACUUUUGUUGGUGAAAAAAGGUAAAUUGAAGCUUUCUGGGGUGCCUUUUUUUUAGAACACAUACCAAAACGUUAAGUUAAAUCUUGUACUCUUACUUAUUCUCUUCCUUAAAUCAAAAGCUCUCUUCUAGCAUUAAAUCAGUGCAUCAAUUAUCCGCACCAUGUACCAUCUAUUUUGGUUGGGAUCAUGUGGUUCAGGUUGCUUAAACAUCGAGACCAGUUGCUUUGAUCAUCGUUAGUUAUGUAAUAAUGGGUGUGUGUAUUUUCCUUCUGUUAUAAUUUGUGUCUCAAUGAAUUACAGGUGCGGACAACUGCUCUAGAGCAACUACUUAUUCUUAGCCAAACGCCAGUAGGAGGUAUGUACGUGUAGUAAUAGCACUCUUGAGCACAGAAGGGGAGUAAAAACGUGUUCGCUUCUGGAGCACCUGUGGCCUAUAGAAGUUUUUUAUAUAAAAUUAAAUAUAGAUGUAAAUUUUGUGUGACCAAACCCUGCGAACCUUUCGAUGACAAGUGGAGAAAAGCACUAAAUUGGUCUCCACCAGAAAAAAAGAAGGAGAGAAAGACCAUAAGAUAAGUGGCGUAAGAUGGCAGAAAAAGAAGUUUGGGUGGAGGUAUUAGGCUGAUAUCAAGUCAGCAAAAGCAGGGCUGAAUGGAAACCAUUUCUUUGCCCCUUAUGAUGAUGAUGAUGAUGAUGAUGAUGAUGAUGAUGGUGAUGAUGGCGGUGACGAUGACUAUGACGAUGAUGAUGAUGAACGACUGACUGAGUACUUUUUUGGUUUUUCAGAUCCCAAAAUUCAAACUCCAAAUCAUUUUCUUCUGAGUGUGAUGCUCAAUUCUCCCCUUCCACUGUGGACUCCAACAGUUUACGUCAGAGGAAAAAACCACAGGUAACUUUUUUUAAAACAAAUUGCAUGGUGCUGCAUAUCUUUUCACUAUUACUGUAGUUGUUGCAGCAUAACUGCCUCUCACAAUACUCCAAUUGCAUUUUAGAUUGCAACGUCAUUGUAGCCAGUUCUUUGAUCUCCUCUGUCGACUGCUGGAUUACUUAACAUGUGAGUAGAGUAGUAGAGUGACCAACAUCAACAUUCUCUCAACAAUAUCAAAAUAUCAUCAAGCAAAAAGGCAGUGAGAAUUUAUAAAAUGAUCUUCAAAGGAAAAUACUUUGAUCUUAUAUCAAAUUCUCUCAACUAAUUUCUUAAAGAAAUGUUUGGAGAACAGUCUGGAGAAUAUGUAUGUAGCAGAGGCGGCCCAGGCCCCCCCUUUUUUCUUGGACCAAACUGCGGCCGAAAGGGCCGAAAAAUUUUGGGAGGGAGACCCCCCCCCCCCCUUAUCUAAGGGUCUGGAUGACCCCCCCCCCCCCCCGCCCUUUAUCUUAAGGUCUGAAUCCAGCUCUGUGUAGACAUUGGGUGGGAUAGAUUCUAAUAUUCUGGACACUAACAGCAAUGCUGUAAUCAUGCAUGUGACUCAUAGGAAGCAAGCUUAAAAAACCGCCGCCUGGUUAGCUCAGUUGCGAGAGCGCCGGUCUACUGAGCGGGAGGUCGCGGGUUCAAACCCCGGCCGGACCAACACUCAGGGUCUUUAAAUAACUGAGGAGAAAGUGCUGCCUUUGUAAUAAUAUCUGCAAACGGCUAGACUUUCUAGUCUUCUCGGAUAAGGACGAUAAACCGUAGGCCCCGUCUCACAAGCCCUUGCACAUGUAUUAAAAAUCUGUGGGACGUUAAAGAACCCACACACUCUUCGUAAAGAGUAGGGCACGUAGUGCCAGGUGUAGUGGUCUAUCUCACUUUCACACUCAUGUAUGGGGGCAUCAUUACUCAUUCCUUCAUUACUUGUAAACUGCACCUUAAGCAGUCUGGCAAAGUCCCCCAACCAGUGUUGUAAAUUAUCCCUGAAAAGCCCUGAGGGGAGUGGAUGAUAAGAUAUUUACAAUUUACUUAACAUAAAAUAGGUAACGCAGUUUUUUUUCUCCCCUUCUUACUUAUGUGUUUUAGUGAUGGAACAAAGGCUGAUGAAGAUAGACCCUACAAAGAUGAUCGAAAAUGAAAUACGUUGGCUUGUAAACUACGAAUGUACAACCAGUUUAGGUAAAGUUUUUCUUUAACAUUUUUGUCCUGUAUUUGUUAAGCCCUUCGGGUCCCAGAGUCAAUAAUGAAGGCAUACACUGUAGCUGUAGAUGCUGCUGAAACUUCGCUGGUAUCACCAAUUCGUGGUACUGUUAGUUUUUCAGUACAUAACCAACCAAAUGUGAGGUUAAGACGCCUUCUCCGAACGACCUUGUUCAAUAAAGGAUUUAUUAUAAAGCCAAAAGGGUUUUUUCCCGCGGGAUCAAGUAAGCAAUCACCGACAAGACUGCGCCAUCUUACUUGCUUAAGUAGCCAAUCAAAGCCUAGAUUUCCUUAACCUUACCGCGCAUGAUUGUCUCCGGCGAUAUACCAAAAGUCAUCGCUUUUCUUCUUUUCCACAGACAAUGAAUUUCCACUUCUGGCAGGACACUUAAAACUAAUUAAAACACUCUUUACAUGUGAAGGCGUUGACAAGAGAGGAUUAGGUAAGUGAGACAAGCUCACUUUCUUUUUCAAAAUGGUAACGGCUUUUUUCUUUUGACAGUUGAGUUGUACACACUAUAUGACGUAUAUGCGUUUGUGGUACAAAGAUCCUAAUAAUGCCAAGACUGGACUAUAAUACAUCGUACACUAGAUGGAGUGUUUCAUCCGUUGUCAAACACUUAGAAGUAAUAUGUCAAACACGAGAAGGGCGAGUGUUUCAUCUGAUAUCCAAACUCGUAGAAGUGAUAUAACAAAUACGAGAAGGAGUGUUUCAUCUGAUAUCCAAACACUAAGAAGUAAUAUAUCAAACAACAAUCAAUCAAUCAAUCAAUCAACAAUCGACAAUCAAUCUGACAUCCAAACACUGAGAAGUGCAAUGGCAAAAAUCGGGUCCAAUCGAAUUUUUUAACACCAACUUUUUAUUGCUCUUUUUACAAACAUGCGAAUACUAAGUUAAAAAGGCAACUGACAAUUGCGUUUUUGGCUGCUGUCAAUCAUCUUAACGGACCUCUUAGGAAACAAAACUUAACAUCAACGGGUUGAAAAGGUCAGUGUGUGUACUGACCUGGAUUGAACUGUUUAUAUCAAUGGUGAUAUGUCUUCCCCUAGCGGCCCCGCCAGGAAAGACAUGUCGGCUACUUUCUGUUAUCCCCCUGCUACUUAAAAUCUUUUUGACAACCCUGGUUUAAUAUGGCCUGAAGAAGAUACGUCUUGAAUAUAUUCAAAGUUAAAGGUGGCAAAAUUUUAGGGUUAUUAAAGAUCUGCUUUCCAAAUGUUCUUCAUGGUUGUAUUUUUCUUUGUUUUCUCUUUAUAAAGUACUUAUAAGUUUGAGAAGUAUUGUUAAUCCUCUUGUCUAUCCCUUGUAUUUUCAGGAGAGAAGCUUAUAAAGGAUAUCUUAGAUGAUUUUCUCUUUCCGGCUUCUAAACUCAUCUUUGAUACCAGAGGCACCCCAAAUAAGGAAACCGUCAUAGAUGUACAACCAAAGUAAGUUCAAAUGAAUUCAGUUUUUACGGUUCAUAUGUUCAGUUCAAAGGCUAAAGCAACACUAAGAAAUACGAGGGAUACGAUAAAAAUGAUCUCCAGAAAAUUUGCUGCACAUGACAACUCAACAUUUGAUCCUGUAUUGACUGAGCCAAUCCUUUCCCAUCAAAUUGCAGUUGUAAUUCUUGUAUAGCCUGGGAAAAAAACCGACAUUUUUGAAACGCCAUCACUAGUUUCCGCGCGACUGCGUCAUUUCGACAGGAAAAUCUUGGCGUAGAAAAAUGUCAGCUGUUUUCUGAUAUCUAGCGCUUUAUCUGUUGCAGAUGUGUUGCAAGAGAGUGUCAAGUCGCUGCUCAUGAUCUGUUGGUGGAGCUGGCCGAUGGCUGCGCUGAGAAUCUUGUUUAUAUUGUCUCACAGUUGAUUAGCAUGCAUCACAUUGGGGAUCCUGCUAUCCUAAAGGAAUGGGAGGUACGCUGUCUUGUUAACCCUUGAAGUCUCAAUAGUGACCAACAUCAAUUUUCUCAUAACAAUAGACAUAGAUUGUCAAGAGAUUGGGUUAUGAGAAUUAAUAAAAUGAUCACCUAAGAGAAAAUGCUUUGAUCUUUUAUCAAAUUCUCUCAACUCAUUCUUGAAGGAAAUGUAUAGAGAUCAGUUCGGAGAAUUUGUAUGUGGAUAUUGGGGCUUAGAGAGUUAAACAACUAGAGUCCAUAAAUUUUGCAGUGCAGCAAAUAUUGCUAUUUUACUUUGUGUAUUAAUACUGGAUUGUUAUAUUUUUCAGUUUCAGCCACCAGUAGCCCCGAGAGCUCACUGUGGAUUUGUGGGUCUUAAAAAUGCCGGAGCGACAUGUUACAUGAACUCCGUACUGCAGCAGUUAUACAUGCAACCAGCUCUGAGAGAGGUAUGGACAAUUAUUUUCGCUUUUACAAAAUGGAAAGUCGUUCUUAAUACUUAGCAUUAAUAGUGUUGCUGCUGCUGCCACUGCUGCUGUUGUAGCCUGUUUCAGGCGUUCAGAUAGAGCAUAGGCGAAAAAUUAACAAGGAAAAAAAACUAAGGCCUGCGUACGUUUAAACUCGCUCUUCACCAUCUGAAAACCACGUCCUACUAUCUGAACGCCUGUGGUGGUGGUAGUGAUUACCACGGUGAGUUGUCCAGUUGAAAGAGAGCCACUUAAAGUUUUUUAAACAAUAUUUAAUUAUGUCAUAUUCUUGUUCUUGUCUUGUACUUGAUGUGCUUUCCCAAAGAAAAGAAUUAAGGAUGUUUGUUUUCUUUUAUUUUAGGCUCUUUUGUCAUAUGAUGAUACGCAUCCUGAUAAAGAAAGGUAUUUAGUGCGACUUUUAGUCCAAGUGGUAAACAAGCGGGCUUACAAAAUGAAAAGUCCUAUAUGUAUUUUCACCAUGCCAUCCUGCAUUGCUUCCGCUGAAUGAUCUUUCCCUCCUUUUCAAUUGUCCAUCAAUAUCGUCGUCCACAUAUUUACAUACAUUGCAACUCUUUAAGACUUUUCUCAAGCCACCAUGGCGUUUAACUUGCCGUAGUAGGCAGUCCAGCUAUUUUUUGUUAUCAAACUUUACACAGAACUGUCCGCUCAAGCUUCAAAACACAGGUUUCGUCUAACAGGGUUUCUUGCAUGUUCUUUCGGGAAAGAUUAGCUACCCAGCCUUACCUAAAGAGGCUACCAAGUUUUAUUCGUCAUCUACUCAAAUACUUUCCACUUGAUGUCACCAUUCAUUUGUUCUGAACACGAUUCGGAUGAAUUUAGAUUUCUGGGAAACUGCCCACCUACCCCUCCCCUAGGCUAAUAUUAACACUUACUUCUCACUUUGGGCAAAAUGAUGGCUUAAGGGAGGGGUUGGUGGGCAGUUUUCCGGGAACCUAAAUUGAUCUUACGAUUCUUGUCUUUCCAUUUUCCCCGCAGUGUAUUUUUCCAAGUCCAGUCAGUAUUCGGUCACUUGAUGGACAGCAAGUUACAGUAUUUUGCUCCUGAGCAGUUUUGGAAGUGUUUCAAACUCUGGGGUCAACCAGUUAAUGUUCGAGAACAACAGGUUAGUCCAUUAAAUUCAAUUAAACUAGUAAUAACCAAAGUUUACGGAAUGCGGGCGACAACGAUCCAAGGUCAAGCGCUUUUGCUCCAACGCAGUGAGUGCUUUGCGUAGCCGGGUGUCUCGUGACAGAUGUUCAAAACACACGUGAUCAGAUUACGAUGGGUAGAACGUCGAAACGCUCGUCACCAAACUGCGUUCUGUGCAUUCCAUUCAUUCUUAGUGGAAGUCCAAACAAAUGCUGGCUACAUACAUGCGACGCAUGCGUAAUAACAACCUGGAGACUAGGAUUGCGGGCUCCUCAUGUCGCCCGCAAUCAAAUUAAAUACUUAAUUAUCCUCUCCCCUUAUGGUCUUUUUAGGGAAAAUGAAACAACAAGGUUAAGAACUUCAAGUGGUUAUAAGAGGCUAACCAGUUGGAUGUUUCACAGAUUCAGGAGAGGAUUUGAACUUGGGACUGCUAGGAACAAAUCCAGCUAGCGGUCGGGGUGGGAUUGAAAUAAAUGGUCUCCAAAUUAGAAGUCCAGCGCUGUAACCACUCGCCCACGUUUCCUCCAUUAAUGUUAGUUACAGGAGUGUGUGCGGAAAGUGAAUGUUAAGUUAUAGUUAUUCAGGUACAAAGUGUAGGUCUCUUAGUGGUGACAUUAAUGGCGUUUAAAUCUGGCCUUAUGUUUCAGGACGCUUUUGAAUUCUUCAGUAACCUCACUGAUCAACUCGACGAGAUUCUUAAGGUCAGCUGUGUUUUUUGGGUGCUUUUUAAGAAAUAUUAAAACGUUAAAUCAUGAAUAACCUUAGGCAAUGUAAGAUAGUCCACGUACAAACCAGAAAAUUUAGAAAAUAUUCAUGGUACUCCUGUCAAGAGAAGGACAAGUUUUUGUCUGCAAACUUUGGUUAAAAUCUCUAGAUGUACUUACAGUUAGUGUAAUUUUCGGUGUCUUCUGGCUAUUGAAGCUUGCUCCAUUUAAGUCAGAAGAGUAGCUUACUCAUCUUCUUUAUCCACAGAAAUUAGGGCAAGAGCAGUUAUUUAAAAAGACGUUAUGUGGCAUGUUUGCCGAUCAGAAGAUUUGUAAAGAUUGUAACCACAGGUAAGAAAAACUACCCAUUCACCCACCCCUCCCCUGACCCAACAUCGUUACAAUUAGGAAGAUACUGUUAACAUCGGUCAGGGGAGGGGCAUGUUGGUAGUUUCGUAGCAUCAGGGAUCAGUAUAAGAUUCAGGAAACUGCGCACUUACCCCUCCCGUAACCCAAAAUUUUGUUCCGAGCAGGAAGUCAGGGUUGAUGUUAUGUUAGAGUAGGUGUGCGUGACCAGUUUCCCAAAAUCAAGGAUCAUUACCUACCCCUCCCAGAAUGCCUUAAAUUCUCUCGCCCUUGGCAAUGUUCACACCUGUUCGUAUACAAAGUUAUAUGUUUAAGGCAUGCGUUUACACGUGAAAGAGGGGCGUAAACUGAUAUUUAGUCUCCAUUGCUGAGAGGUUGCCUAGGGUAUGUGCCUUUCUCGUGUGAACAGUAUAAAUCUCUGUUUUUGCAUUUUCAAGAGGGAUUUUAUGAACUGCUGUCGGCUCACGGGUAUGUAGGUUGAGAGAGCUUUGUAGUUACCAAUUGAGCUGUGCAUUGUGCAGCGCUAAUGUUUAUGGCAGGUUUGCUCCCUUCCCUGACAACUCUUCUCCCUCACCCACCCCUCCCCGUUAGUCUCAAUAAAUUUGUUCCGUCCAUGUGACAGCUUAUCGUCCGCCACUUGUCUUAAGCUAAGGUUCAUGCUGGGACGAUGUACAUAGAAACGCUUUCUCUUCGUAGGUAUGAGAGAGAAGAAGCCUUCCAUUCACUUCAAGUAACUGUCAAAAACUGUAGAUUAGAGGACUCGCUGGAACAGUUUGUUAAUGGUGAGAUUCUUGAAGGAGACAAUGCUUAUUUCUGCGAAAAAUGCAGUGAGAGGGUAAGUGAUUGUUCAUUGGAUUGUUGAAAUACUGUUACAGGGUUCAAAGCACUGUAAUCCUCUUAAGAAACAUCCAAUUCUUGGCCAAUUCUUAAAAACCCCUUUCAGGGCUUGGAAUACUCCAAGCCUGAGAAAACAGCCGACAUUUUGCGACGCCACCACUGUUUUCCCCGCAAAAUGACGUCUGAGGAACAAGUUGCAGCUUCUGAUUGGUUGAAGCCAAUUUCCCUUGCAGCACGACCAGUCGGAAGCACUAGCCAGCUCUGGGUAGUAACAUGUCAUCAGUAUGAAUUUCUGCGCUCCUUCCUCAGACGUAAUUUCGAGGGGAAACCAAUGGUGGCUUCUUGUUUCUCAGGUUGUAAAACUGUUCAGGGUUGUCCCUAUAGGAUUUCAAGUUGCUGGGUAAAUACAACAAUUAGGCGGGGAAUCAAACGGCUAGGGAUUUCUUUUGGUUCUAUUUUUGUUCUAUUUUCCAAUAAAAGUAGCCGGGGGGCACUCUCUUAAUAGCCGGGGAAAAUCCCCGGCCCCCGGCUCUUAAUGACAACCCUGAAAACUCCUUGGAAAAUCUCCUUUUCUACCUACUCCUGAAAACUCCCGGAGUUUCAUUGUUGUGGCGGAUAAGUGAAAAGUUAGAAUACACGCCGCUAAGUAAGAUGGUCUAGUUUUGGGUGCUUCAUUUUAGAAAACCCCUGGAAUAUCAUUCUCCGUCAGAAGAGCAAACCCUGCUUUUACUGUAUCGUAACUGAACUGUGGCCAAAAUAAAACUCCUUAUCGCAGGUCUAUUCAAUUACUGUUUUCAAGCUAGUGAGCAGUGCAUUUUAUUGUUGCCCUUUAUAACGACGCACAGUUAUUUGAUCUUAUGAAGCUGGAUAAAAUCCUAAGGAACCUUAAAUCUUACUUUUCAGCGGACUACAGUGAAGCGCAUGUGCAUUAAGGCCCUACCUCCCGUGCUUGUGAUUCAGCUCAAGAGGUUUGGGUACGACUGGGAGGCUGGUAGAGCUCUCAAGUUUGAUGAUCACUUCGAGGUAAUAUAUUCUUUUCUUUUAGUAAUUGCCUCGGUUUUGUAUAAUGCGCGCUGUGAUUGGUCAAACCUUAAGCACUCGCAAACAUACGUCCAUGGCCUCUCUUGCCAUUGUUUAAAAUUUCUUCGAAAAACAGUGAACUAAAAACCACCCACAAUACCUUUCGGGAUUGUCGCGGGCACUUUUUUCGACAACCUUUCUCGAAAUAGCUGUAUACCUUGUGUGUACACUGUUGUCAUAGUCUAGUUGCGUCAUACGAAGACAUACGACACAGCUCACAAAUUCCCGGUCUGUGGUCGAAAUCCUAUAGUGUGACCCUUCAUGUGUCACCUGCUUGGGGUUUGUUUCACACGAAGGUGUUUGUUUAUCGUUUUCUAGACAAAGUGCGCCUUUCGGGAAUUCUCAUUUUAUUACAGUCAUUUCUGACAUGUUUAACGAUACUGAAUACAUUUGUAACACUUGAUAGACCAUCGCUGUAAUGUUCGCCACUGGAGCGGUUAAGAUAAGAAAUCCUGAAAAAAUUAACGCUUGAAUAUAUUUUUUUAUUUACAGUUUCCUUGGGUCCUAAACAUGGAGCCAUACACAACGGAGGGCGUGGCCAGAAGAGAUUAUAACAACAGCAAUCCUCAGGCGGCAGACACUGACAGUGAGAGUGGCAGCGUCACCGACCUGCAUAUGUCAGCGUCGAAUUCCUCUCUGCAGUCUAAUGUCUCAAAUGUAUCCAUCAGUACACCUGAGAUCCAGUAUGAGCUUGUUGGAGUCAUCGUACACAGUGGCCAAGCAAAUGCUGGACAUUAUUACUCGUUCAUCAAGGACAGGUGUGCUCAGAUUUAGAAUCUCGAAAACGCAGUUUUUUCCUGGAAUUUUCAAAUAUUCUUCCUGGCCCUGGAACAUUUCUUAAAAGUUUUUUUUUUUCCUGGCGUGAGGUUGGAGCAGGGGAAUGGAGACAGCUGAUUUUUUUUAUUAGGAAAUGGAAAUGUAACUCUUGAUUAGCAGUAAAAUCAUGGAGUCCUAGGUCCUCAUUUUUGACAUUUUCAGUCUGACAAACUCCGCCCUUUUUUUCUCUCUAAGCUGUACGAACCAUAUUCCAUUUAUUCCACGAUAAUUUUUGCCACUUUUUUUACAAGAAGACGUGUCCUAAAAAACUUGUUGUGAACCCGAGAAAAAAAUUCAAGGAAAACUUGCUCACUUUCAGUCAACCUCAAAUUCAUGUGUUGAUUUGCAGUAGAUCAACCAUCAAUUUUUUUAUACACACAGGGUAGGGGUGAAUGGCUGCGAUACAAAGGAAAGGUGGUACAAGUUUAAUGAUAUUAUUGUUGAAGAGUUCGAUAUGAAUGAAGAUACACUGGAGGCAGAAUGUUUUGGUGGCACGUACAAAGCCAAUGUUUAUGAUACAGGUAUGCCUGUUGAAAUGUGACUAUUCUUUGAUUCGCUGAAUAGCUGACUGCCUCGCCGACUGAUUUACUCACUGACUGUCUGCUUGACUUUCUGGCUGACUGGCUGUCUAGCUGGCUGGCUGACUAACGGAUUCACUGACUAACUGCCUGACGGCCUGGCUAACUGACUGAUUUACUGACUGACUGCUUGCUUGACUGUCUGGCUGACUGGCUCGCUGACUAACGGACUGACUGACUGACUGACCGAGUGGCUGACAGCCUGAUUGACGGACUAACUGCCUGACUGCCUGACUGACUUGCUGGCUGGCUGACUAACGGACUGAUUGACUGGCUGGCUGGCUGGCUGACGGACUGACUGACUGAUAGACUUUCUCAAAGCCCGUUUCCGGUAUCAGCUGCUUAGAUGGUCAGUCAUAAAACGAUUUACUUUUGGCGCUCACUCACGCAGUCGACGUGUGGCAAGGCUAACUGACUGACUCACUUGCUGGAUGGCUGACUAACGGACUAACUGACUGAAUGAAUGAAUGAUUGAUUGAAUGACUAGCUGUCUGGCUAGCUGACUGACUCGCGUACUGGCAUGCGAAAGGAAGAGCAGUCUAAUUAGCGAUUAACUGUCUUGCAACCUGAAAAACUGAUUCUUAAAAGCAUGUUCGAAUGAUCCUAAUGCACUUGUUGUCAUCGGCUAUCUUGAGAGUGGUUCCCUGUCUUGCCUUGAAGGUUUCUAAAAAUUGUUUUCUCUUUUUAGUCAACAGUUACCCCGAAACUCGUCAUCGCUAUUGGAAUGGUUACAUGUUGUUCUAUGAAUCAGCUGACAAACUCAGGGCCAUGAAUGGCUCCGGCAAUGACGGUCGACUCCUAGUACGACAAGAGGCAGUUAUGGAGGGACAGAGGUUUGAAUCAAAGAACGUUCUCUAAAAGUCAACCCCCCCGCCUCCUGAAAGAUUUGAAAAAAAAUUCUACCUAAAACUUAACUCCAUUGCAACUUUCAUUCCUUGGGAAGCAUACACAGAGGAUUUUUCAUGCGAUUUCGUUACUCAAAAUUCGAGUAGGUUCAAACUAAAAGCAAUGUCGCGGAGAUACAUCACCGCUAGUUACACGCGCGAUUUCAAUUAAAAUCGCAGCAAUAGACGCCUUAAUAACUUCACCUUGCGUGACGUAAAGAAUAUCAUCUUACCCUCGGGUGGUUUUGUAAGACAAACAUUCGACCAGCACAAUAAGAAGUUAAGUAAUUUUACUAAAUAGAUACUAUAAUUACUGGUGUAUUCUUUUCAGGUCUUGCCCACCGUCUCCGUCAUCAUCUUCAAUUUCCUCGAGCUCAGGCCCCCCGUCUCCCACUCGGAUAGACGGCCUGUCCCAGCUGACAGCUUUGGUACAGAAAGGAGAACGCAAGGGCAUAUUUAAGGAUAAAAUGCCAGCUGCUAUCCAGAGAGUGGUCAGUUAAUGUAUAGUCACCAUUUUGAUUAAAACAAGUCUGAUAAUAUAUUAUAACAAAAUUAAAAACCUCGACCAUUUGGGUAGUAUAAGCCUGCCCGAGGAUUUGAACUCAGGCGAUGAAACACUUUUUCACGUGUUUGGCAGAUCACUUCUGGGUGUUUGGACAUCAAAUGACGCACACCUUCUCGUGUUUAAUAUAUCAGUUUGUCGGUGUUCAUCGGUGGACAUCGAAUGGAACACUUCUCCUCGUGUCUGAUAUAUUAUUUUUCAUCCCGCGCUUUACGGCGGCUACAUGUAUUUGUUUUGAGUUCUUAUUGGCUCAUGGGUAGGACUGACGCCAUUAGUUAGGUGAUAAAAAACUCUGAAUGAUUGGCUGUGGGGACGGUUGGGAUUUAAGGUUUUAUGAAUUUCUUAUCUCCGUUGCUGUCUCCAUAUUUCCCUCAACAGGUUCACACUGAAAAUCUUCAAUUCAUGCAGAAUAGGGACGUUUAUAAUGUGGAUUAUUUCAGAUUUGUCCUCAGUCUUGCAUCUUGCAAUGCGGUGAGUUACACAUAAAUAAAUUAAACAUCUUGAACAAACUGUUUAUUGCUGUAGAAAGCCUAGCCUUUGGACUUGGGACUUAUCCUCACAAGCCUUUGCUUAUUUUGCUCCUCUGUUGCAGAGAAACACUUCAUCCGAUAAGCAAACCAUAUUAUCAGUAUGUAGCCUACAGCUGGCGGUAAACUUCCUGUUCCACACUUAUUUUAGGACCACAAAAAAACUCAGGUCAGUAAAUAAAAAAAAGGAAGUAAUCUUUAUUGAUCAUUUAGUGGCUCGCCACUGACGUGGACAAAUAGCUCCAGGUAAACCAUUAACACAACAAGAACCAAAUUUGGUUGAGGAGUUGAACGCGGGGUUACCGAGAAACAGAUCCAGCUAACGUGUCAGCGGGGAAUUAAUCCCGAGUUCUCGGAAUUGUAAGACUGCCUCUCUGACCUGUCGACCAAGUCGCCUUCUACUGUAAACUGCCGCUGCACUAAAGCUCUUCCCUACGCUGCAAAUGUAGAAAUGGGACGCUACCUUCGGUGACUUCUUCCGGUAACCUCAAACUAACUGUUCUCUGUGCAGUCAGAUUGAAAUAGGUGGGGACUCGCUUGUGGCUGAACUGUAUACUGCCAAACUUCUAUUAAGCGGGCAUUUAGAGGUUUGACUGCAGUCAAAAUCUGCCCCAUUUCUCCGUUUUACCGUAGAUAUAUUGGUAACACUGUGUAGUGUAGCUGUUGUAAAAGACAGUAACAAUUGUUGUGCUUUUCUACAGAACGCACACAGAGGAUUGGUGUAACUGUAUUAGUAUAAUAGUGAAGCACAAUAGUGAAGCGUGUGGAUGGUUUAUGCAGUUUCUCGCCGGUGAUAGAGGCAGGGGAUACAUCAGGUAAGCGGACAACUACAGUGAGCAGACGUCUCGCCAUUAUGAUCCAAUGUUCGGUAGAUAAUUAAGAUAGUGUAACUUGUACGAGUCGUAUUGCAAAUUUUUCCAUUUGCGUGGUCAGUUAAGCUGGUAAAUGCGAUAAAAUUCUUGUGAAAUAAAAUAGCAAGAAGGCUCUGGGACGAGUUAGCUUUCGCAAAGAAUUUUGGGAUCCUAACAGGGGACGCGCAGGUCAGCUAUUGGUCAAUCUGUUUGCCUUGUCCCAAGUAACAAUCCCAGAAGACUUUGCGAAAGUGAACUCGGCUCAGUUUUUUUUUUUUCUCUUUUUUAAGUGGCAAAUGUUAUCAGUUCUCAUGACGUAUACUAUUAGCAGUCUAAAGGUAUGGGAUCAAAAAGUUCACUGCGUAAUGUAUCAGUGAUUGCUCUUCUUUCUUCUUUCAGACCUUUUCUUUUAGAAUGUCCCGCGCAAGAAGUGCGCUUUGCAUUUGCCAAGAUUCUCGGUGUUACGUUUGAAAGCUUCAUAAUGCACGGAGGAAGUGCGGUAAAAUAUGCAUAAUUUAUAAUUAUUGCUCUUAAAGUACAGUUUUUAUUGGUCCUCUUGACCUACCAAACUUCAAAAACUGCGCCUCACAAACACCUCACCCACAGAUUACCCAAAGCAUUAGCGUGCGCACUCAUGCUUCCCAAACAAUGAAGUGGCACAGGAUACCCAAAGCAUUGACGUAAGCACAGAGAACCCAAAGCAGUCAUGCUAACACGGGAUGAGCAGUGUCGCUUAUUCUUAAGAUUGACAAGAUUGAUUACUUGCACCCAUCACAACGUUGUUGACUUGUGAACGCCCACGCAAUGUUUUUUGUCUCCAGUAGAGGGCUUUUCCUCUGUAAGUUUGCCCUAAUGUAGACAGUAUUUUUAGCGGGCUCCCGCUGGAAGUAUUUUAUUUCCGCUCGCUUAAAUUGUAGGAAUCUGGACAGCUCAACAUGCUGAUAGAGACCUUACUGCAAAUGUGUGAUCGAGACGUAGUUGAUAACCACAAAAGCUGCUCAGAAUACUUUUGGUUAAUGAACAGAUACGCUACAAUGGUGAGUACAAUUUACAGUCAAUUCUUUCUUAACGGACACCUGUGUAAGACAGACACCUCUCUAAAACGGACACCUCUAUAAGACGGACACCUCUCUAAAAUGGACACCUCUAUAAGACAGACACCUCUCUAAAACGGACACCUAGAGUUGGUGCCUGCCUUUCUUAAGUCCUUUUAGUUGACUCUCUAGAAGACAGACAUCUCUCUAAGAUGGUCACAUAGUACCAGUCCCAAAGGCGUUCGUCGUAGAGAGAGCUAACUGUAUUUUUGUCUGCCUAUUUCAAUUUCUUGUGCUCUCUUUUAAUUUCUCAUAUGUCACCUUCUGAAAAAGAUAACACCUCCACGUUAACUUACACAGGCCGCCCAGCCUUAUUCCCUGUUGAGUGAACAGUCCCUUCUUUGUUCUGUGUUUGUCGGCCUCUGUUAGCUUAGAGUUUGUUUUUUUUCCCCUAGAGUACAUUUUAUGAAAGCUCCCAGAGGCAUUCCAGGCCCAAAAUGUCAGUGAAAUCGCGGUUUAACUCUUCGCCUGCAGACUAAACCAACUUAUGAUACCAAAAAUACCCAUCAGACUUUUGAUUCAUAAAUACAUGACGCUCAUUAAGCUUCCUGAUGUUAUUUCACGCGUUUUGCAAAAACGUACUUCAUCCUAGCUGCAAGGUCUUUCAGAAAUAAUCACUCUUGUGGUGCAUAUCGAAGAUGAAGAACAUCUCAACAGAAGCCUCAAUGCUAAUACAUUUAUUGGCUUAUUUUCAGAAUCGGAAAACUUGUAAACAUCUUAUUGCGCAAGGAGCUUUUACCAAGUUCUUGCUCUUCUUAGUCGGACCAAAUGCUGAAAACGUAAGUUAACUUAGUCAUCGGCAUAGUCUUAGUAGUAUAGUAGGAAAUGAUUAGGCCUUCCUUUCCACGGGAACUUUAUUGGUGUACAGAGUGGUACAUUUAAUUACAUGACCACAUACUCUACUCAUUUUGCCCUAAGUGAGAAGUAAGGGUCAGUGUUAGCUUAGGGGAGGGGUAGGUGGGCAGUUUCCCAGAAACUUAAAUUGGUCCGUUGCUAUUUUUCUCCAGGGAUCCAACCGUAGGUGGAGCUCUAUCCAAGCACAGGAAUUUUCUCAUCUAUACAGCGUACUUGCGUUCCUUGUGAGGUCAUGUGACGUGUCCACGCAGAUUACCGUCGGUAUGAAAAAUACAAGUAUUAUAGCUCACUACUAAGGUUAUAGUUACUCUACCAUACACCUUUAAUGUGGUCGUAUCUCCACACAGAUUGCAGUUGACAAUAGAACAGCACUAGUUAUAACAUACUGCACCGCCGUACUGUGAUACCAUAGGCAAACUAUAGGCUAUAAGCAUUCUUGAGUGUGUACCGCUACGGAAGUUUGGGCUUUUGGCUCGUGAAAUGGCCCACGUUCGAUAUAUUCAAUUCUAACAUGGCUCUCAGAAAGCCUCGGAGUCGUGUCAUGUUAGUCAUGUUAGAAUUUUAAUAUAUGAAAGUAGGCUGUUAUAAUAGUUUACUACUCCACCUACUGUUAGACAGUGCUUCCAGAAGCAACCCUUUACAUUACUAUACCACAUUGUAUUCCUUCAUAUUUCAACACAGAUUACGUCUUUUGUAUCUAGCGCAAUAAUAUUUCUGUUGCUGCAAUUAAUUGAGUAUAAUUUCUGGUUCAGAACCCAGGUCUUUGCGGCCCACGUUCCCGGAUAUGGCCCGUACAGACCCACUCAUCCCCAUUCCCCCUCAAAUGGAAGACGCUAUAUUUGGUGUAAACAAUGAUACUUACAUCAGAGAGGUAAGGCUUACGUACACGAUUGUACAUGUUCCAUUUACCCGUAUUUUGCUAUUGAAUUUUGAUUAAGUAGGAAACAUCCAUGCAAUUGGUGGUAAUUACACCCGGAAACGACACAACGAUCACUUCGAACUCUUGCGUUGUCGUUUUUUGAUAUUACAAUUUCUUCAUAAUUUGUUGCCUGCAAUAAACAUACUCGACCACGAUUGCCCGCGUUGGACGUUUUCACCAGCUGUUUGCCCCCUCUUCCCCACCGGCAAAUCAUUUGUCAUUGUUUUGACCUCAGACAUCUUACUAUUAAGAUGGCGGAUACCGUGAAUUUGUUCGAAAGGUAACCCUCUCUUAAAAACACCUCUAUAACAGACAGCUGCCUAAAAUGGUCACCUAGUCACUGCCUGCCUUUCAUCGGUCAUUUUCAUUGACUGUCUUAGGCAGACACCUCUGUAACAUGAACACCUGGAAUGAGUCCCUGCCUAUCUUUACUCCUUUUUUUGUUGACUCGCUAUAAGACGGACACAUAUUGCCGAUCCAAGAGGUGUCCAUCUUGCAGAGAGUUGUGAGUAUUGCUUCUAAUUGCCUCCUUUCCGCAGAUGUCCACAGCCAUUUGUGAUGUGAUGGGUACAUCUCAGCAGAUCGCCAACAUGUUUAUUCAUUGCAGCUGGUGCAAUGAACACUUCAGUGUUAAAGUCUUACAGCAUAUCAGGGUAGGUAUUAUCCGUGCUCAUUUGUACGAAUAGCUAACACAUACACACUGGAAAAAAAAAAAGAAAGAGGGACCCAACUUUUUAAGCCCCAGUAUCCUCGUACAAAUUCUCUACAUUGAUCUCCAUACAUUUCCUUAAAGAAUAAUAAGUUAAACAAAUUUGUGUAAAUUCUCAUUACCUCUUCUUUUGAAUUUGCAUCGAUAUUGUUAGGAGAAAAUGGAUGUUGUUUACUCUUACGACUUAUACUGACAGCUCUAUUCAAAGGCCUUUCGUACCUCGCUUUCAGCUUUGCAGACUUCAUUGCCAUUAAGCUAGAUUGUUUGUGAGAUUCUGAAGCUGAUCUAAGAAACAACUAGUUUUGAAAACCUCUCUCACACUCAAGGAAACAUUCACAAACCAAUAAUGAAGAAACUGAGGACGGGUCACACCUUUCUAUAGAGUAUCUCACUUAAGGAGUAAGUUGAGAAUGGUCUCGGAGGCUUUAGACUCGCUCACAUGUCAGGCUGUGAAGCUGUUCCGUGGAGCGCGAAAACGGUGUGUGAAGCGCCAAACUCCAGCGUUACGAGAAUGAGAAGCGAGAUCUGGUCGUUCGUGAUAGACGGGAUUCCUACAAACGCGAAAGACUUUGAAGAAUGUACCUCUUACCUGACCCACCCCUCCCCUACCCCAAGAAAUGCUGCUUCCAAUUGAACACACAGUUUACAUGACAGCUGUCCUUCCUUUUUUGUGUUAAUUUUCCAGGUUCUUCUGGCUACCGUCUCCGCUAAUGAUAUGAAAUACCUGUUUGGAGCUCUUCUUGAUAUACUGGUAAUAUGACUCUUGUACCCUAGUCUGUUAAUAGUAAUCUUUACGACUCCCCACUGUUUCUCAUGUUUUGUGUCAGAUUUUUGUCGACUUUUUUCUUCAUUCCUUACUUCAAAAACCAUGGAAGGUCUAUUCUUAACAACCUUAUAAAGAAAUUGAACAUUGAUUGAAAAAAUAAAGCUAUUUGUCAUAAGAUUUUUUGGUAAAUACAACAAAAAUCAAAAAGGAUUUCUUUUGGUUCUAUUUUCCUUCUAUUUUCCAAUAAAAGUAGCCGGGGGCCACUCUCUUAGUAGCCGGGGAAAAUCCCCGGCCCCCGGCUCUUAAUGACAACCCUGAGCUAUGUUAAUUAAGUCUGCAAAGUCUUCUUAAAGUCUUGUUUACUUUCAGAUUUUCUUUCAGUUUUGUGGAGGCUCGCUCUUUCACUGAGAACAUUAUUUUUCUUUUUCAGAUGGUGGAAGAUCCAUUACAAUUGUUGCGAAUAAAAUGCGUAGCUGAUGAACAGGGUGACGGAGUUUUAGGUAAUUUUAUUAACAGGUCUGGUUAAGUUGCGGUAAGAGCUGUGAAAGUUUGGAAAUCUUUUACUGAGGUUGCGUCGGAGACUAUGGAGACUGGGGUGGUGGACGAUACUACUUCACCUUCCCGUGGUUGCGCAGGCCUGGGUUAUAAUUACUCGAUAACACAGACCGACAGUUCAAGUUGACACAACACCGACCCAGUCCUCCGCGCAACCUCACAGUGGUGAAUUACCACUGACUUUUUUAAUUUGGGAACCUUAUUAAACAGAAGAGAGAGUAUUUCACAGGCUUUCACUACACCUUGAAGUCGGGGUAGGAAACUCGGCUGCGCCUCUUUUUCAGCCCUCAUCUCGGUGUUUCGAUAUCAGAUGAAACACACUUCCUUGUGUUUGAUAUAUUUAUAUCAGACCGUUUGUGUAACCUGUGUGACGUUCAUGAUGGUAUGCAAGUCAUACUCGUCCAUAGGAGGGGAGGGGAGGGGGCACUGUAUACAGGCUAACUCGUGCAAUACACGUAGCGGUACCAGCAUCAUGUAAGCACCUUCGUACUGUUCAUUCCCAGCUUACAGUCGCUUCCUGUUUUUAUUUGUAGCCGUUAUCAAGUCAAGCAACACAGCUGACAGCAGACGCGCCUAUCAGUGUAUCAAAUUUCUAGUUCAACUCGCUAACAAAUGCCCGCAAGCUAAGGAUUAUUUGCUUCAAAACACGUCUCGUUGGCAAUGGGCCGUGCAAUGGCUCAAGAGAAAAAUGAACGAGCAUUACUGGGCACCACAUACGUCAUCAUCCAACGAAUACUCGUCCAGCCGAACAUUUCAACGAACCUCAAGCGCUGCCGACACCCUUGCCGAGGCUACAGCUUUGCUUACCGAACUCGAGGCGAAGGAUGGCGAAGUUAACACGAGUGAUGAGGUGGACGACUCGGAUAACAAGUUAGAAGGCGAAGAUUGGGAAAAGGAGGGAAUGACUUAAACUUCAAAGGAAAAGAUUAAAUGAUGAGACACCGCGAUUCCCAUACGAGAAGAAAAACCUUUGAAAUUUUUUAACAACAUUUCAAAAUGGAUACUGCUCAGUGAAGACGUUCUUGGUUGAGGUUUUAUCGACUCGCUUUAUCAAGUGGCCAAGUUUGCACAUGUAAACAACCUUCGUGUUUUAAAUUAAACCAGAAGAAAGUACUGUUCUGUGCAUAGACCAAACAAGAGACACUUGUCGACUUAGAAUCACCGAACAAACUGACAGGAAAGUGUUCUUCAACGGCUUUCAUUUGAAAGUUCUCUCUGGGACCUCAUUCUUAAACUCAAACGUACACUGUCAACCACAUUUCGUCAACAGUUCACAUAUUAACGCUUUGGAAUGUGGAAGUGAAUGCUAUGUGCCAGUGAAUUUGUGCAGAUGGGAGUAGUAUUUCAAGGAAGGGUUACAUUUUGGACAUAAACAGCUUUUUCCGAUGCAAGGAAAUACGCAGUGAAAUGUUUCUUACUGUCGUGAAACUCUGUUACAAUGCAAUAUAUUUUCAUUGUACUUUCUAAUAUAGUCUGACCUCGCCGGCACUUAUGUUUUUAAUUUCAAAAUUAAGUCUUACUCUAAGUUAAUUAAGAGUCGCGUAAAGCGACUGCCGUUUUGGCGUGAAAUUCUGUUUGCAUUCUCGUCCCCAGAGCCUCUCGGCUUAAGACCACGUGACAUAAAGAAACGAUGAGCUCUGGGGACAAAAAUGCCCUGUUUGUCUUUACAGGCUCCCAGAGCAUGCGCGUUGUGCAAAGUAAUCACAGUGACUGCUAUGUUAUUGUUUCUGUCAAAUGGGGAUUUGCUCACCAGUUACGCAUGCGUAACAAAGAAUGAAUUGUGUGGGAUCAAGAAGACAGUCCCCUAAAAAUGGAGAUUUCUCUCAAAUUGAGCAUGCCCUAAAACUAGGAGUGAGUGUACUCUGUUAACACUUGAGGCUAGAGGUCCACAAAAAAUGGACUAGGAAUAUUCCAACAAUAAAUUUCGUUUUGCGAGAAUAGGAUUUGUCGGCCAAUGUCACGAAUGUCGUGACCCCGAUCACUCGUCACGCACCCUAUGGUUGCGUGACAGAGUGAGACACUGUACAGAAACACAAAGUAGUUUUUAAUGUCUGCGUCCGAGAAGGAAAUCCUGUGCCGUGACCAUUCAAAUAAAACCAGUCCAGCA
Messenger RNA from Porites lobata, 38906 nucleotides. Lineage: Eukaryota; Metazoa; Cnidaria; Anthozoa; Scleractinia; Poritidae. The record is from the annotation of a GenBank genome assembly.